AUGAAUGAUGCUCAAAGUAGUCUGCCUCCGUUCAUCGCGAAAACCUACGAAAUGGUCGAUGAUCCGUUAACUGAUACGAUCGUAUCAUGGAGUCACAACGAUCGGAGCUUCAUCGUUUGGAACCCACCUGAGUUUUCCGGCGAAUUGCUUCCAAGAUACUUCAAGCACAAUAAUUUCUCGAGCUUCAUCAGACAACUCAACACAUAUGGUUUUCGGAAAAUCGAUCCAGAACAAUGGGAAUUUGCAAACGAAGACUUCAUUAGAGGUCAACCACAUCUCUUGAAGAACAUCCAUAGAAAAAAGCCCGUUCAUAGUCAUUCGAUGCAGAACCUCUAUAUCCAUGGAGCUUCUUCAUCUUCUAUCGCUUCUCCAUUAACCGAAUCAGAAAGAAUUCGAUACAACGAGGAGAUUUACAGGCUGCAUUACGAGAAACAAUCGUUAUCAUUAGAGUUUCAAACGCAGCAACAAGAACAAAAUGAGAUCGAAUCAACGGCACGUAGGUUGACGGAGCGGUUAAAAGCCGCCGGAAAAAACCAAAAAGAUCUCCUCUGUGCUUUGGAUCAAAUUCUGCAAAAACCAUUGAAUACAUGCGAUUUUACUCCUCAAGUCCCCGAUAAUAACGAUCGUAAGAGGCGACUUUCGGCUGAACCUCACAACGAUCAGUCAUGUCCUUGUAACAUCCCAAUCUCUGAGACGCUAACUACAAACACCCUUUUGGCGUUAGAUCUAGAAUUGGUGGAGCAAUUAGAAUCUUCUCUGAUGUUUUGCGAGAAAUUAUUGACGGAAGUUCAGGAGACUGUUGACCGGAAAAACUGGCUGCCGGAGUCAGAGCACGAACCUGCAAGUUCUGAACUGAAUACAGCGGCCGGAAGCAAAGAAGAAGAAGGAAGUGGGAACAGGGGGAUCGAGCAGGUGAGUGUUAAUGAUGGGUUUUGGGAACAGUUUUUGACUGAGAAUCCUGGUGGUUCGACGACGGAGAAUGACCGGAGGGGAUUAGAUCAGUAUGGGAAGUUUUGGUGGAGUAUGAGGAGUGUAAAUAGUCUUGCGGAUCAAAUGGGGCACCUUGCUCAAGCAGAAAGAACAUGCAAUUCUGGCCGCAAUAACUCGGUAUUUAUGGUUAUUGUGGUGGUUCUUAUCAUCGUUUUCUCAACAUCCCACGACUCCGUCUUCUCAUCCUCUAUCUCCGUUUCAAUUCCUCCUCCACGCUUCCAACAAUGUUCUGGAACAAAAAUCAAAAAGUUGAAGGAGUCAAUUCCAGGAGUUAUUGCGUAUGUGGGGGAAGAAGUUAUCGACGCCUCACUCAACUUACUCUCCUCCAAUUUUAGAUGUUCUUCACCUAUAAAGAAAGGCAAAAUGGAAUCUGGUGGCUAUCCUAUCUUCCUCCUUUUUACAGAAUCUCACUUGAUAGUCAAUCAUUCGACAACACUUGAAAACAAUUUGGAAAACCAAAAAAUCACUAAGGUUGAUCAAUUUGUAUUUAAAGAGUUGGAACUGCGGUGUCUAAAUGCUUGA
This is a messenger RNA of Lactuca saligna, 1512 nucleotides long. The record is from the annotation of a GenBank genome assembly. Lineage: Eukaryota; Viridiplantae; Streptophyta; Magnoliopsida; Asterales; Asteraceae.